Molecule: messenger RNA, 562 nt
Organism: Perkinsus marinus ATCC 50983
Lineage: Eukaryota; Perkinsozoa; Perkinsida; Perkinsidae
Product: merozoite surface protein 2, putative
Exons: 1
Source: RefSeq, a predicted model, not a curated record
AUGCGUUUCAAUCAUCUCCUCGUCAUUGGUAUCGUCUCUGCCACGGAUGAUCCGUGUUCUCAGAUGUGCGACUAUAUCAACGGCUGUAAUGAUUCCAAGUUCGGAUCGUACUGUAAGUCAUGGCUGAAUAGCCCCGUCUGCUUUGGUCUGUCGAAAAAGACCGAUGGUUCUAUUUGUUUCGAGCCGGCCGACCCUGACUGUCACGGCGAACCUAUCGCCUGCGAUACAGUGAAUACUCCGGUAGCCACUACUGCUGCUGCUGCUCGUCCAAGUACUACCACUGAAGCCAUUGGUUCGAGUAAUACCAAGGGUAUCGGCUUAAAUAGUACCACUGAGGCCGUUAGUUCUUCCACUGGCACUACCACUAAUACCGUCGAUUUCUCCACUGCCACCAUCACUGAGGCCAACAGCUCUCCUAGUACGACCACCGAGGCUGGUUCCAGUGCGACUAGCGAGAACAGUUCUUCCAGUGCAACUACUACGACCGAUUCUUUGAGCACUACUACUGUCGAAGCUGGCGGUUUCUCCAGUACCGUCGCCGGUUCUACUACAGGAGCCCUCG